AGCAAGCAAGCAAGCAGGCAGGCAGGCAGGCAAGCAGGCACCCUUCGUGGCCGUGUCUCGGCUGAAAACUCGUCGGUCUGCAUUCCAGUGUCGCGGACGUUGCGCCGGACGCCAAGCGGACGUCGCGGCGAAGCAGCCGAGACACGAGAGAGAAAGAGAGAGAAAGAGAGAGAGAGAGAGAGAUAGAUUUUACUCGCGUCCCUUCGUGUGUACCUCGUUCCCUUCCACUACUUCAGAUAUCUAUUUUCAUUAACAGUGCGAUCGUGCUCUACGUUCUACGAAAGAUGAAGUGAGACGUUAAAUACCGGCCCGCGUACGUCGUCCCCCGUUGAUCGUAAACGGAGGGGAAGAAGAGAGAAGCGAUCUCUUUCGCGGGGAACGUCCAAGAGUCGGUGCGUCUCGUCAUAUAGAAAAGAGAGAGAAAGUGAGAGAGGAGAGAGAGAGAGAGAAGGAGAUUUAACGCGCGAACGAGGCACCGAGUAAAAUAGGAUUCAAAAGGAAUGCGUCAAGAUGGGAUCCGCCUUCACCCUACGUGGCAUCGUCACCGCUCUUGUCUACGCCUUGUUGCACCCUGCAAUCGAAUCUAAAUCGUCCAACUCCGACGAUUCGAGAAAUGUUUACGAGGAUCACGAAAUUGGAGGAACACUGGAAGUUCCUGCCAAAGUAGCUUCGUUUAAUUACACCAAGCCAAAGAAGACACCGGCACGGCGUAGAAUCGGGUUGGCGAAAAUAACGACAUCCUUAGGAAAUUCGUGAAGCCUCUUAGAGGAUGCGGAAUGUAAAGUUGAAAGCAAGUUUGCAGCAUUCGCCGAAUUCUAAGGCUUUAUUAGCCGUUGAAAGUGUCUACGUCUACCACCGUCUUAGUGAUGGCAGAGGCAGGAGCUAGGCAUGUCCUUCAAUUGGCAUCCAAAACCUUUGGCCGCACCGUUGGGGGAUGACGUGAAUUUCGAGUGCAGCCUCAAUCUUCCACCGGAAAGAUUUCAAUGGCGGCACAGGCCUCUCGGCUCGGACAAGUGGACGCCCCUAGCUCGUACGGUGAACGCGGGUGCUGGAGCCAGGACCGCUGUCGUUGUCAGUUUCGAUGAUAAGUCGAAGGCCGGCGACUACCGCUGCGUAGCUUUUUAUGGCUCCAGUGGAUUGGCGUCCGAUCCUGCUCGACUGACUUUGUCGACCAUGCACGAAUUCUCCGACAAGAGUGACAUCGAAUUACGCGUACCGGUUGGUAAUACCGUUCCUAUAACAUGUCCAGUGCCUUACUCCGUCCCGGAGGCGAUAGUACAAUUUUACAAGAACGACAAAUUGGUGCAAGGAGUCGAACUGAUAAACGGUCGUACGAUAGCCAUAGAAAAUGCAAAACCCUCCGACUCGGCGUAUUAUUAUUGCACGGCGAAUAAUUAUAUAACGUCUCAGACCUCAAGGAGCAAUCACAUGACCGUCUUAAGCGUUCACGCAAACGCGACUCGCCAAGCACCGUACUUCUCGAAACAGCCCCAAACCGAGUACACCGUUUUACGUGGCAAAAACGUUACGAUGGAGUGUUUUGCCGCGGGCUAUCCGGUCCCUCGUGUAACUUGGAGCAGACUGGGUGGUACGUUGCCCUCGAGAUCCGUACAAACGAAAGCUGGCUUAACUAUAAUUAACGUGCAACCUUCCGAUCGUGGCGAAUACGAUUGUGCUUGGAGCAAUGGCGUAGCCGGUCAACCACUUAAAUCUGUGAUCAUUUUGAAAGUUGCCGAGGAACCUAGAAUCCUGAAACCACCAAAGGCUUCGACCUUCUCCGAGGGUGGCGAGUUGGAACUGUCCUGUACGGUUACCGGUCAACCCGAACCUACCGUCGAGUGGUUAAUAAACGGUGAAACUUUGGUGCCCGAUAAUAACUUGGAGAUCCGUGGUUCGACCCUGCUCAUAUCGGAGGUCGAGAAAAAGCACGCCGGUAUAGUCCAGUGCGUCGCAAGUAACGAGUAUGGUUCCGAUUCCGGCUACAACUUGUUGAGGGUCAAUCCGAAACAACACGUAAGUGGUAUAUCCGAGUCCAGACCGGAGUACGGUCUUCCUGGAUCCUCUAGGCACAAACAUACCAGAGGUGGAGGUAGGAGAAGGAGCAAAGAGGGGAAACGCAAAGGCACCGCGGUACUGGUCCCACCUAAUCAGCCGAACGUUACUCGACUCUCGGACGUCUCCGUCAUGGUUAGAUGGUCCGUACCCGAGAACAAGGGUCUUCCGAUAGAAUUCUUCAAGGUUCAAUAUCGUCAGCUUGGCCAAAAGAUGAACGGUAAACAGGCCAAGUGGAUGACGGCGAAUACGGAGAUACCUAAUCACGUGCGUUCCUUCGAAGUGACGGAUUUGCAGCCCGACAAUACUUAUCGGUUUAGGAUAGCUGCGGUUUACUCGAACAACGACAACAAGCUCAGCCCGAAUUCGGUGCGCUUUCAUUUGAAUCGCGACGGUGGUUUCGAAAGCAACAGGAUGCCGAUCCCUCUGUUGACGAACACCGAGGCAUUGAAUCACAACGAAGUCUUGCUCCUCUGGCAAAAUCUUGACAAAUCAACGGACAUCGAUGGCUUUUACGUUUAUCACCGUGCCUCCACCUCGGCCGGGGAUUACGUCAAGACUACGGUCGAGGGAAAGAAUUCUACCAACAUAACGAUAUCUCAUUUACAACCGGACACCACGUACGAAUUUAAGGUACAAAGUUUCUCCGUAGACGCCGCCUCGGAAUUUUCCAAGAUCCUAAGGCAGAAGACGAAGAAGGCUCCGGUCGAGCAAGCUGUUCAGCAAGUCGUAGCCGAGAACAAGUUAAAGCCCACAGCGAGCGACAAGAAUGCCAACAUGUACGCGAUUAUCGGCGGCGUCUUUGGUGGAUCCAUUCUCUUGGUCAGCAUCGCGGCUAUUGCGGUGGUUUACAAGAGGACCAAGAUCAAACAGAGUCGUGAAUCCUCUCAAAGCGAAGGGAAGCCAAUAGCAAACGGAAGAGUAACGAACGGAGGUGUGACCGACUCUAAAAUUAACAUUACGUCGAAUCCACUGGCCGGUCUCGAUGCUUCCGACGACAUGAUCCAGCCUAAGAGCGGACAGCAAUCGUCGAUGGAAAUGACCUCCUUUCUAAACGGCCAGAACAACAACGGCAACGACCAUAACAACGCGGACUCCGUUGGAAUCGACGUGAACGCUCCCCGUAACGAGCCAGCACCCUUGCAUCAAGGAUCACCGCCUAACGAGCAACCACUGUGAACUUCCCUUUAACGUGUUCCUUCUGAAAUAUCGUUCUUUCUUCGAGCAAGUUCACGUUGAUUUAAAAAAAAAAACAAAACAAAAAAGAAAAAGAAAAAAGAAAAGAAAAAGAAAUAGGCAGCUUUUACCGAUACGCAAGGUUCUUUCAUGAAAUCGUAUCGGGGUAAUUUUUCUUUUUUCUUUUUUUUUUUUUUUCUAUCUUCAUCGUGUACAAUAUAAUACGAUAAGUUAAAUAACUUAGACAUAUCAGAAUCGACACGUUAAUUGCCUAAAUUAAACAAUUUAUCUUGUUAAAAAGAAAUUGUUCAAAUUCUAUUGUCGCAUGCACAAGUAAUGUUAUCGUAACGUUGACAGAACGUUAGUAUUGUUACUUGUACGUUAGAGUAACGUCAGAGUGCAUGUAAAGCGACGAAGGACAAAUUCGAUUAAAGCUUCGACGAAAGAUCUCUUCCUCGUGUGCUGGGCAAUACGUUACGCUCUCUCCUCUUGUGAAUAUAUUUCAUUAUAGAAAUCGCGUGUAAACUUGUAAAUAUAAUUCGAGAUACGUUUUAUCGUCGUCGAACGCCGUCCAAGAUAAACGCGCUGUGUCUUAAAACAAAUGUAUUCCUUUCGUUCGAAAUUUCGAUUGAAAAUGAAACUUCAUUUAUAAAUCUAACUUAUAUUAUAUCCGUCCUUUGGGCAAUCGUUAGAUCUGAUAGCAAAUUAACGUGUUGAAAUGCGAUUUACGUAUGACGUAUAAGAAAUAAUAAUGGAGAGCGAAUCGUAUUGUAAAGACGCGCCGAAUUAUAAUGCAUAUCGUUACAUUUUAGAUCUAUAAAUAUCAUUACGUAGAUGUACUACGUUUAACACAGUAUUCUUUCUCUUUUGAUACGAUCAACGUUUUUAUAUUCGAAGAGAAAACUUUUUAUCAUAUUUUCAUAGUAAUCGUCUCGACUGAUACUAAUUUACUCGAUCGUUUACUUAAACGUUUGCUUUCCACGGUAAAUUUAGAUUUUGUACGUCUCGUUAUACCGUCGAGGAGAAACAGGUAUCGUAACAUCCUCGUUCAUUUAUAUCGAAGAUUUUCAAGCGUUGCAUUUAUUCCAUCGACGUUUUUACCGAGAGAUUACUUUAUAUAUACUCUAUUUACACGAUCUUUUUUAUAUCUGAUAUAUAUAUAUAUAUUUUCUUUUUCGUUCCGAUGCAACAUACAAGAUUAAAAUUCACGUCGAAUUCACGAUCCGAGUUCUUACGUGCCGAAAUAAGAAGAUACGCGUGUACACACAUACACACACGCGCGUAGACAAAACGAACGGAUAAUUUAUCAUAACGUUCAUAUCGAAAAAUUUUACACGCAAAAUGCCAGGAUAACAACUGUAAAUAAAAAAUAUAUAUGUAUUAGCGAUCGCAUUAUGCGACGUAAA
Molecule: messenger RNA, 4634 nt
Organism: Vespula vulgaris
Lineage: Eukaryota; Metazoa; Arthropoda; Insecta; Hymenoptera; Vespidae
Product: interference hedgehog-like
Exons: 8
Coding region: 889-3231 (780 amino acids)
Biological process (GO): nervous system development; cell-cell adhesion; axon guidance
Cellular component (GO): plasma membrane; axon
Molecular function (GO): protein binding
Source: RefSeq, a predicted model, not a curated record